Messenger RNA from Nezara viridula (southern green stink bug), 1503 nucleotides. NCBI's taxonomy places the organism in Eukaryota, Metazoa, Arthropoda, Insecta, Hemiptera, Pentatomidae. The record is from the annotation of a GenBank genome assembly.
AUGUUUGUCGCCACAGCCAUUGUUGUUGGCUUGCUUUGGUUCUUUUAUAAAAAUUGGGUAUCAACCUACAGUUAUUGGAAGAAGAGGGGUGUACCAUUUUACCCAGCUAAGUUCCCUUAUGGUAGUGAUCCAAACUUAGUGAAAUUUAAAGAAUACAGAGGCUACACCGUUGAUAAGAUGUAUCGUGAACUCGCUCCUGAACCAAUGUUUGGAAUUUUUGUUUUAAGGAAACCUAUGCUGGUAGUAAGAGACCCAGAAAUAAUUCAGCAUAUUUUGACGAAAGAGUUUUCUCAUUUCAGAGACAGGGGCAUUAUUAAACUGUCUGAUAAAGAUGUAAUUAAUCACCAUUUAUUCAAUCUAGAUGGAGAAAGGUGGAGAGCUUUAAGAAUAAAACUUACUCCCACAUUUACCAGCGGAAGGCUGAAAACUAUGUUCCCCCUUUUUGUUAGUUGUGCUGAGAGUUUUAGCUCCCUUUUGCUGUCAAAAGUUGAUUCAAAAGUCGAUAUUAAAGAGCUAACAGGUCGUUUUACAGCAGAUGUCAUUAGUAGCUGUGCAUUUGGCUUGGAUACUGAUGUUAUAAACCACCCAGAUAACAAGCUUAGAAAUAUAGGAAUAGAAGGAAUAAAAUUAAAAUUUCUAAUGAAAUUAAAAAUAGCUAUUAUUAGAUUAUUGCCAGGAUUGUCAUCAUUGUUACCAAUUAGGUUCAUUUCUGUAGAGGACGAAGAUUACAUCAUAAAGCUCAUUAAAAACAUAGUGGAACAAAGAGAAAAAAAUGCUAUUGUAAGAAAUGACUUCAUAGAUUUGUUAAUACAAUUAAAGAAUAAAGGAAAUCUUGGAGAUGAUGGACAGGAAUUUGAAAAACCAUUUGAAAUGACAAUGGAGUUAAUGGCAGCCCAAUGUUUUGUCUUUUUUAUUGCUGGAUUUGAGACCUCUAGUUCAGUGCAAAGUUUCUGCCUCUAUGAACUGGCACUCCACCAAGAUAUUCAAUCAAGACUAAUUAAAGAGAUUGAUGAAACAAUAGAGAAGAAUGGUUCUCUUACUUAUAAGGCUGUGCAGGAAAUGGAAUAUCUUGAUAUGGUCAUAUCAGAAACAUCAAGGAAGUACCCAACUGUACCAACAUUAGUUAGGCAGUGUACAAAAUCAGUAACACUUUCUACUGGUCAAAACAUAGAGAAGGAUACUAUGAUCAUUAUUCCUGUUUGGUCUUUGCACCAUGACUCCCAAUACUUUAUGGAUCCUGAUAAAUUUGACCCAGAAAGAUUUUCAAAAGAAAACAGAGAUUCUAUUGUUCCUUAUACUUAUCUGCCAUUUGGUGAAGGUCCUAGAAUGUGUAUUGGUAUGAGAUUUGGACUACUCCAAACUAAGGUGGGAGUUGUGACUCUCCUUCGAAAGUUUCGUGUCGAGCCAUGCGAAGAAACCAACAUCCCUCUUGUCAUUGGAGGAAAUUCUGCUACCACAGCAUCUGAUAAACCUAUUAUUAUUAAACUGAUAGCAAGAUAUUGA